UCUCUCUUUUUCUGUGUGAGCCCUCCAGCCACAGGCGCACAGCCCGUGGAGAGGCAUGUCACAGCUGAAAGACAGCCAACCCUCCCCUGAUCUGCGUGGAAAGGCAGCAGAGCGCGACCAUUUUCCAGCUUUACGCGCGGGCUAUUAACCUUUCUUUAUUCGCAAGCGUGAUAGAAAUCGGAUCAGUUUCUGGGAUUUGUGGCGAUUUUUUUAAAAAAAAAUCACCUAUAUGAUAAUCAUGAUUCCCAGUCCAGCUGUAGCUGCGUCCACCACGCCCUUUUCCGUGAAGGACAUUCUAAAGCUGGAGCUGCAGCAACAGUCUCAGCAGCAGCAGCAGCUUCAGCUGAUCUCCUGCUUCGGCCUCUCCGGCGCGCUGGCACAGCCGGGAUCCUUCCCAAACAAGCCGUUCGGCUCUCAUUCGCCGCCCUCCUGCAUGUUGGCGGGCAGAGACAGCCCCAGCCCCAUCAGCUCCUGCCUGUCGGAGAGCGAUGAGAGGAUGUCGUACCUCAGCGCGCUGAACGUUCAGGACCGGCUGACGGAGUCCGGAUUGGCCGCGGAUGUGUUCGGAGACGCGGCACAAAUUCAUUCCGUAGACCCGCACCUGCAGAGCGAGCAGGAGGAGCACGAUGGCAAAAGCUGUGGUGCUCUGAGGGGCGAGUGUGGAGAGGACACAGAGUCAGAGAAGCCCGUCACCAAGCAGCAGAGGACCAGGAGGAAGCCCCGCGUCCUCUUCUCCCAGGCCCAGGUGUUCGAGCUGGAGCGGCGCUUCAAGCAGCAGCGCUACCUGUCCGCCCCGGAGAGGGAGCACCUGGCCAGCUCCCUGAAGCUCACCUCCACCCAGGUCAAGAUCUGGUUCCAGAACAGGAGGUACAAAUGUAAGAGGCAGCGACAAGACAAGACGCUGGAGAUCGCGGGCCACCACCAUCACCACCAUCAUCACCAUCCACCACCGCCGCGCAGGGUGGCGGUACCGGUCCUGGUCCGGGACGGGAGGCCUUGUCUGGCCGGAUCGCAGAACUAUAGCAGUCCAUACACAGUGGCAGCUCCCACUCCUUACAGCUACAACUACCCGGCCUACAGCUACAACAACUCUGUGUACAAUAACACGUACUCUUGUACUUAUUCUAGUUUGCCCGCUCUUCCACCGAGCAACAGCGCUCCGAAUGCGUUCAUGAACAUGAAUUUGGGAAAUCUGGGCGCGCAGACGCAAAGCCAGGCUCCUCAAGGACCGGUGAUCCAACCCUGCCAGGGAACCCUGCAAGGCAUCCGGGCAUGGUAGAUGGGACAGGCUUCAAUGGAUUAAUGAAUGGACUCAGGAUCACGAUUAUGCAAGCUAUAUGUUGGCUUUAAGUAGGUGUAGCGUAUGAAGUAACCAUAAACCACAGACUGGGAUGAAAAGUGACAAUAUUCAAGAUUCAUUUCUUUAGACCUAGUUGGACUAUUCGCAGUGUUAGAACAUGGAUGUAAAGUGAUCCAACAGUCACAGAAACCGAUUUGUGCAUUUCUGAAUUAGAAUGAGCUUUUAAACAAUUUUAUCUGGUGUGAGUCAAUUAAAUGUUGGAUGAAGAGGAAGAGGCCUGCUUCAAUGGAGCCAUAACGAAACCACAAGUCAUUGCAAGCGCUUAGUGCGUACUCAUAAAGAAGUAUUAUGUUGGGAUUUUUUUUUUACUACUCGUGUACAGCUUUACAUGUGUU
Messenger RNA from Poecilia reticulata (guppy), 1695 nucleotides. It is a transcript of the gene nkx2.3, whose product is annotated as NK2 homeobox 3. Gene Ontology annotation, cellular component: nucleus. Gene Ontology annotation, biological process: cell differentiation; regulation of transcription by RNA polymerase II. Gene Ontology annotation, molecular function: DNA-binding transcription factor activity, RNA polymerase II-specific; RNA polymerase II cis-regulatory region sequence-specific DNA binding. NCBI's taxonomy places the organism in Eukaryota, Metazoa, Chordata, Actinopteri, Cyprinodontiformes, Poeciliidae. The record is from RefSeq and is a predicted model, not a curated record.